AAGUACGCCGCUUUAGGAAGCCGGCUUCCGGAGUCUCCUUUUUGCAACCGGGUCUCUGCGGCGUGGGAUAUCGGCGGGGAUGAGGCAGAAGCACUACCUUGAGGCCGCGGCGUGGAAACUACAAAAUAGCUGCCCGGGCCAGGCCCGCUACCUCCUCUGGGCCUACAGCUCGUCACACGAUGAUAAAAGCACUUUUGAAGGAACAUGUCCAUACUGUUUCCAGUUGCUUGUUCAGGAUAAAUCUCGAGUGCGCCUCAAACCCAAGCCCAAACUGACACCCAAAAUACAAAAACUUCUGAAUCGAGAAGCAAGAAAUUAUACACUCAGUUUUAAAGAAGCAAAAAUUCUGAAAAAGUACAAAGACUCCAAAAGUGUGCUGUUGAUUACUUGUAAAACGUGCAACAGAACAGUUAAACAUCAUGGAAAAAGCAGAAGCUUUCUGUCAGCACUGAAGAGCAAUCCUACCACUCCUACGAGUAAACUCAGCCUGAAGACCCCAGAGAGAAAGACUCCAAGUUCUGCAAACCUAAAUCACAUGUCUGGUUCCAAAGGCAAGAGCCCAGCAUUGAUUUUCAGAACACCUACAUCUGGACAGUCAACAUCCAUUUGUUCCUCAAAGAAUGUGAGCAAAACAAAGAAACACUUCUCUCAACUAAAAAUGUUGCUUAGUCAGAGUGAAUCCAAAAAGAAUCCAAAGAUGGACUUUAGAAAUUUCUUAUCUUCUUUGUAAAAGAUGGACUAUGAAAAUAAAAGUUUAAUGCAAUUUCUGAAACUAAAGUUAGAAAAACUGCUUUUUUAAAAAGUUACUUAUUCUUAAAAUAAAUGGAAACUCAGGUCCAAGA
This is a messenger RNA of Bubalus bubalis (water buffalo), 842 nucleotides long. It is a transcript of the gene RMP24, whose product is annotated as chromosome 22 C18orf21 homolog. The coding region runs from base 80 to 730 and encodes 216 amino acids. The transcript is spliced from 5 exons. NCBI's taxonomy places the organism in Eukaryota, Metazoa, Chordata, Mammalia, Artiodactyla, Bovidae. The record is from RefSeq and is a predicted model, not a curated record.